AUGGAGGCAUUGGAGGGUGAAAAUGACUCGAAAAUCGAAAUUAGCGUUGUCGGAAAUGGUAAUAGGUUUGAAGACGGUGUCUGUUUAGUGUUUGAUAUCGAAAGUAUUCGAAGACUUAGACGAUUGGGCAUUACGGGUAUUUUGACUGGCACACUGCCGUCGGCGGCGCAGCAAAACGUUUUUUUGACCGUCCCGUUGCGUCUAAUGGCUGAGGAGGCGGUUUGGCUCGUGGAGAAUGGUUUCGCCGUUUUGGUGAGCGAUCGUGAGGCGUUGGAAAUGGGUGUCUCGGAUUUGACGGCUUCCGAUUGGGAUGAGAUGGAUAAGCAGCAGGAGGCUUUGUUUGAAGAGCAGCGGCGGUUUAAGCGGGAGCAGCACUUUGAGAAGUUGAGGGCCGUGGGCAAAACUGUUGCGAACGUGGACGCGAAUUUGGAGUCGUCACUCUUUGUCGAAACGCGGAACGAAUCCUCUGUCAUCCAGCGCCAACGCUAUGACUUCGAUACCCCGGAGCUACAGAAACGGCUUGUGGAUCAACUGCUUCACAGCGAAACGCUCAAAUCCAAUUAUUUGGUCUACAAAGCUCUGCGGGCCCAAGGCUACUGUGUGUCACCCGGAAGCAGGUUUGGUGGUCGUUACAUUGCGUACCCCGGCGAUCCGUUGCGGUACCAUUCGCAUUUGACCGUCCCGCCUGCCUUGCGGUACCGAGACGAGCCCUUAGACUUAUUACAGCUUGUAGGUGGCGGACGUCUUGGUACGGGAGUGAAGAAAUUAUGGGUUCUAGGAGGUGUGGACGAUGAGAGCGAUGAGGGCGUGACGUUUUUCUCUGUCGAAUGGGCAGGGUUUGGAUGA
Lachancea mirantina is the source of this 846-nucleotide messenger RNA. NCBI's taxonomy places the organism in Eukaryota, Fungi, Ascomycota, Saccharomycetes, Saccharomycetales, Saccharomycetaceae. The record is from the annotation of a GenBank genome assembly.